This is a messenger RNA of Nymphaea colorata (pocket water lily), 2348 nucleotides long. Its product is annotated as protein MIZU-KUSSEI 1-like. Gene Ontology annotation, biological process: hydrotropism. Lineage: Eukaryota; Viridiplantae; Streptophyta; Magnoliopsida; Nymphaeales; Nymphaeaceae. The transcript is spliced from 2 exons. The record is from RefSeq and is a predicted model, not a curated record. The coding region runs from base 1211 to 2002 and encodes 263 amino acids.
AAAUUUCAAGCCUGCAAAACGGGGAGCGCCUGCCUGAAGAAAUACUGGUGAGAUCCUUUAACAGAUUCCCUGCUUUGAUGUUGCAGCAACCAAGGUGAAAAGGGGUAGGAGUUUGGUGUUAGGAGAAUGGAUGUUGUCUCCAGAAAGGAGGAGGAGCACCGAGAAAGUGGGGGAGCGGAAAGAAUGAAGCAGCAGCUGGGGCCUAAGCUGAACUGUUUCCAAUGCAGUCAAACUCAGUACCUUUCGUAACCGAAGCCUCUUCCCGAUCACGCAUGGCGCAUCUAUCUGCAAUGACGCGAAAACCAACAGAUUCUUAGCAUUAGAAUAUUGCCAUGCUUAACCUCCCCCUCUAUUUUUUCCUUCUGGUUGGUGGGGCUGCUCACCUUCUUUUGGUCAGGUCUUGAGCCGCGGCAGCGAUACCAGCAAACCAACCAACCAUCUUCCACUGAUGCUGUUGAAUGCUGCUUCUGCUGCUCUUGCUGCUGCUGCUGUUCCACCAAAGGGAUCUGCUAUCCUUAUCACUCACGACGAGUUUACUUCGUUGCCCUCGCUUUUAGUCCUUAAGAUAGACAAAGUUUAAAGCUACCUACCAAUCAAAAGUCUUAUGGCUAAUUUCCCCUUAACAGAAAAACCGGGAGUUUGGUUGUGCAUUUUGCUUGGUGAGCAGCAGCUCCACGUUAAUGACCAAUAGAAGACGUUCAUGCCGCUGCCGUAAUCUUUCUAUGUUAUGUCACACAAGCUAAAGCGAUAAGCCAACUUAUUGAUUCAAUAGGUAAUAAGUUAGAUAGUCUUAAGAACCGCGCUUGUUCAUGACGCAUUGUCUGUAAACGAGUCGAACGGCAUAAAGAAAUGGUUGUUGGAAUCAAUGGUAUUCCACUAAAGCCAUUUGAGAACUCAAGGGGCCUUUCGGAAUUUCGUGCGCAGAGCAGAGGAGGAGUCCCCUUGUGUUUUUUUAAAAGCACAGUUGAUCGAAGAGCCGAGGUCCACGCCUCCAAUGGAAAAAUCCCCACUAUAGUUGAAAGCCCCAUUUGGCCAAACCUCACCGCAUUUGUGUACUUCCCCCGCUUCCCAAUUACACUUUUAAAAGCGGCCUCGGAAGCAAAGCCCGAAGCAGAGAAAAGCACAAGGAAGAGUGCGUCUUGGUUCUGUUUCUUUCUUCGUUUCUUCGACUGCAUUGUGUGAAGAAGAGAGGAGAGAUAGGGAGUGGAUCAUGGCAGCGGUGGAUCAAUCAUCUUCUUCAUCAAGGCGGUAUUUUGAUUGGUACCCACUUGAGGAGACGGCCAUAGACACCGAACCGGCGGUUGCCCUCCUGCCCUCUGACUUCCACCACUCAUUCGACGCCCUUAGCGUGAGCGAAGACGGCGAUGACACUCUGGCGUUGAGGCCUCUGAUGAGGCGGCCGACGCCGAAGAAGAAGGUAAGGAAGGUCCUGAAAUCUGUGAUCAACAGCGUCAUCUCCUGCAACAGGCACCCUUCCUCCUUGGACCACCCUACCCUGGGAAGCAGGGUCAUCGGCACCCUCUUUGGCUACCGCAAGGGCCACGUCCAUUUCGCCUUCCAGAGCGACCCCGGCUCGAUACCCGCCCUGCUCGUAGAGCUAGCCACGCCGACGUGCUGCCUCGUCAAGGAGAUGGCUUCCGGUCUGGUAAGGAUCGCGCUCGAGUGCGAGCGCGAGCGCAGUGGGUGCGGGGGCCAGAAGGGUCGCAGCAGAGGGAGGCCGCUGCUGCAGGAGCCGGUCUGGAGGACUUACUGCAAUGGCAGGAAGAGUGGGUACGCCGUGGCGAGGGAGUGCACGAUGGGGGACAUGAGGGUGCUAAGGUCGGUGCAGGCCAUCACCAUGGGUGCAGGGGUGCUGCCUGGUUCAGGGCCAGAAGGUGAGCUCAUGUACAUGAGAGCGCGGUUCGAGAGGGUGGUGGGCUCGAGGGACUCGGAAGCGUUCUACAUGAUAAACCCCGAUGGGACAGGCGGACCCGAGCUCAGCAUCUUUCUCCUCAGAGUCUGAGUCCGAUACUUCCUCCCUGUGACAGUAUAUCUAAUGUUUAAUGUUUAGAUGGAGGGAAAAGGAGAGGAUACUCAUGGAUGGAAAGGAAAAAAAUUCUACCAUGUUUUAUUUAUUCCUUUUUUUUUUUUUCAUUGCUUUGUUGGUGGCCUUCUUUCUAGUUCUUCGCGAUAGAGAAUCAUAGAUUGACUUCUAAAUAGAGCUGUAUUUGGUAUCUAAUGGACGACGUGUUGUUUGAACUUUGAACGAAACUUAAACUAGGAGGGAAGGUAAUCUUGAUAGAAGAAAGAUUGCGGGGAUCGAAGAUUGUAAGAGCUAGUACUUGAGAAAUGGAAAUGACCUUUCUUCA